Molecule: messenger RNA, 639 nt
Organism: Entrophospora candida
Lineage: Eukaryota; Fungi; Glomeromycota; Glomeromycetes; Entrophosporales; Entrophosporaceae
Source: the annotation of a GenBank genome assembly
UAUAAUUGGAAACAAAAGAAAAUUGAUGAUGGAAAAGAUGCAGCUCAAAAUAUCAAAUGCAGAACCAAAAGUGGAAGGAUAAUCCCAAAUUAUCAUGAACUUUCUGGCUUAUCUGAAAGGAAAAAUGAAAGUUCCAAUAAUAAUAAACAACCAAACAUUAAAGAAAAAACAUCCACAAUCCGUCCAACCAAAAAGAUGAAAUCAAGCGACCAAACUGAAUCUGAAAAUGAUCCAAUCCUUGAUGUGGAGUGUGAAGAUAUUGGAGCCUUUUUUAAUGACGAUUACACUGAUGACCAAUCCAUUGAUGAUGAAUCUACUGAUGACGAAUAUACUGAUGAUAAAGAAAGUUUAAAAAAAUUUAAAGAAGCCUAUUUAUUAAUGGAACCUAAUCAUAUGUGGACACUGAAAACUGGCCAAAAAGUUGAAAAAGUUAUUUACGAUUUUGCUAAAAACCUGAAUAGGGAAUCAUACCUUCAUUAUUUCAUAAUAAAUGAUGCAGGUGUUGAUACAAAAAAUUUAUUUACACCAGAUGAAUGGAAAGAAAUCAAAAAUCUUGAAUCAGUAGAAAGACCAAAACUUGACCCUCGUCACAAAGAGUUAUUAAUAAAAUAUACUGUAAAUGAUAUUAAAAAAUUGUGA